Peromyscus eremicus (cactus mouse) is the source of this 930-nucleotide messenger RNA. It is a transcript of the gene Scand1, whose product is annotated as SCAN domain containing 1. Bases 427 to 861 code for a protein of 144 amino acids. NCBI's taxonomy places the organism in Eukaryota, Metazoa, Chordata, Mammalia, Rodentia, Cricetidae. The record is from RefSeq and is a predicted model, not a curated record. The transcript is spliced from 2 exons.
UAGCAGGCGCAGGUCACCUGCAAGCUAAGGCGGCUCGGGGUCGUCGCCCGUAUCCCAUCGCCGUCCUCCUCUCCUUCCUCUUCCCACUCCCAUUUGGAAUACACUUCCGACUCGGAUUGCGACUCCGAUUCCGACUCCAGGUCCGUCGUCUCCUCCUCCUUCUCUGCCUUCCUCUCGUGGUGCUCGAGGUGCUCCUCCGAGCCGCUAUCCGAGCUCUCCGAAGAGCUGACUUCUGGGUACCACAAGGUCUUCCGCCGGUCAAACUUCACGAAACUGCUGGUGGGCGCGGCUUCCGGGCUCAGGCGCUUCAGGCUGCUCUUGAAGCUCGCGUAGUCGUCCAUUUCCGGCCGCCGCGGAGCUCCGCAGGUGGAGACGCAGAACCAGCUCGUAGCUGCGGGACAAAGGGUGACGCCGAGAGCCGUAGUCAUGGCGGCGCCGGAGCCCAGCCUGGCCGCCCGGAGCCCCGCGGCGCCGCCGCCCGAGCAGCAGGAAGGAGCCGGCGACUGUGCGGACCCCGGGCCCGACUCCGUGAGCUCCGCGGCCCCGGAGCUCCCCGGCUCGGCCGCCGCAGCUUUGGACGCGGCGCUGCAGGCUGAAGCCGCCCCGCGGCCUGGCGUCUCUCGGCCCGGCCCCGAGACGUUUCGCCAGCGUUUCCGGCAGUUCCGCUACCAGGACGCGGCGGGUCCUCGGGAAGCCUUCCGGCAGCUGCGGGAGCUGUCCCGCCAGUGGCUGCGGCCCGACAUCCGCACCAAGGAGCAGAUCGUGGAGAUGCUGGUGCAGGAGCAGCUGCAGGCCAUCCUGCCCGAGGCGGCCCGGGCCCGGCGGCUGCGGCGCCGCGCGGACGUGCGCAUCACUGGCUGAGCGGCGGAACUGGGGGGCUCCUUGGACUGAUACCCUACCCCGAGUUAAUGAAAAGUUGAAUUUUGACAA